GGAUGAUGAAGACGAUGCCUUGUCAGACAAAUGUAGUGCUGCAGACGAUACCGUGUCCUUUUCAUCUGAUUCUGAGUUAUCUGAAGAUGAAGAGGGAGACAGUCUUUGCACGGAAAAUUUGGUGAACCGCUCCAUGCACGAGAUGUACCAAACAUCAAACGCGAGAAUUUCCGAUGGCAAAACACCAUCGACGAUGGUUGAAGUGGAGACGAGUUCUCCAAUGGAAAAAGGUUAUUCUAUUCACGACCAUCUCCGAAUGUCCGAAAACACGCCCGAGCUAGUUAUUAAGAAUGGCGAAGAAAAGGUUGAGAAGUAUGGAUCGAGUAAAGACAGAAGACGAAAAACACGUCAGACGUCGACGCUUUCAAAUGAAACGAAGAAGAAGUCCAGUGUGAACAACAAUCUUGUUGAAAGCAACGAAAUCGAAAUACCGCGCGUUCCUCUGAUGAAAUUUUCAGAUCUCGGAGGCUAAAAUACGAUCCAGGAUGUUUGUAAGCUGUUGGUCCACAUCAAACAUCCGGAAGUAUUUGACACCCUGGGGAUCACUCCUCCGAGGGGAUUUUUGCUCCACGGCCCACCAGGAUGUGGAAAAUCGUUGUUUGCUCACGCCAUCGCUGGCGAACUCGACGUGCCGAUUUUCAACGUCGCUUCGACCCAAUUGAUUUCUGGUAUAUCAGGCGAAUCCGAGGGCAAGAUUCGUGACGUGUUUCGACGCGCGUGGGAUCAUUCACCGUGUGUGUUGUUCAUUGAUGAAAUCGAUGCGAUAACACCUAAACGUGAGAACGCAUCGAAGGAAAUGGAGCGACGUAUUGUUGCACAAUUGCUUUCUUGUUUGGAUGAAAUGAACAGAAACAAGGACGUUCGUGUGCUUGUGAUUGGUGCAACAAACAGGCCUGACUCCCUUGAUCCAGCUUUAAGACGCGCAGGAAGGUUUGAUCGUGAGAUACGAAUGGGCAUUCCUGAUGAACGAGCAAGAGAAGAAAUUCUUUGUGUGCAGUGCAAAGGUCUAAAAUUGCAAGAAGAGUUCGAUUACAAGUCUUUGGCAAGUCAGACGCCCGGAUUUGUUGGUGCUGACCUAACCGCUCUUGUACGAGAAGCGGCAAUGUGUGCUGUAACCAGAAUAUUUAACGAAAGUAAAACAGGAUGUUCUGAAAACCAUUCAAUGGUACUACGAAACUCGACGGAUUUGACAGAUGCUAAUAAACAGAAAAGUGUCAUGGAUUUGUUCAAAAGCAGUGAAGCUAUUUUUACCGAAAAACAACUUAAAGACUUAUGUAUUACAAUGGACGACUUUAAGCAAGCCUUACGUGAUGUUCAACCCUCAGCUAAGCGUGAAGGUUUUGCUACAAUCCCAGACGUCACGUGGGAAGAUGUCGGCGCAUUGGAAGAUGUCAGGGAAGAGUUGACGAUGGCUAUAAUAGCUCCCGUACGUCACCGCGAGGCUUUCAAUGAACUUGGUCUGACCAAUCCCCCCGGAAUAUUACUGGCCGGACCACCUGGAUGUGGGAAAACGUUACUUGCUAAGGCCAUCGCCAACGAAUCUGGGAUCAACUUUAUUUCUGUGAAAGGACCAGAACUUUUGAACAUGUAUGUCGGUGAAAGCGAAAGAGCCGUACGUCAAGUGUUUCAACGUGCCCGCAACUCGGCACCAUGUGUGAUCUUCUUUGACGAACUGGAUGCGCUGUGUCCACGACGAUCGCUUAGCAACGAGUCGACGGCUAGCGCACGUGUUGUUAAUCAGUUGUUGACGGAAAUGGAUGGUCUGGAGACAAGGAAACAGGUUUUCAUCAUGGCAGCAACCAACAGACCUGAUAUCAUUGAUCCAGCUAUAUUGCGACCUGGGCGACUUGAUAAAACACUUUACGUUGGUUUACCGCAAGAGAAAGAUAGAUUAGCGAUCUUGAACACUUUAACGAAGGGUGGAUCGAAGCCAAGACUUGGCAACGAUGUGGAUUUGAAGGCAAUCGCUUCGGAUGGUCGCUGUGAAGGAUUUUCAGGUGCUGAUCUUGCUGCUUUGAUUCGAGAAGCGUGCGUUAACGCAUUGCGCGACUGUAUUAAAGGUUGUCAAUAUGACGAAAACGGCGUUUCCGCUGUCGUAUUCGAGAAACAUUUCGAGGGAGCUUUUGAAAAGAUCAAGGCUUCCGUCUCACAGAAAGAAAAACACGUGUACGAAAACAUGCUUGAAAGAACAGGAAAAUAAGAAGGAAGUUUUCAUGGCGUAAUGUAGAAGAAGAUCAACACAGUGGCAGAAGACUGACAGCUUCUUGUUGGUCAUUGAUUAGUUCAAAAACUGACAGCUUCUUGUUGGUCAUUUAUUAGUUCAAACACUGACAGCUUCUUGUUGGUCAUUGUUCAGUUCAAAAACUGACAGCUUCUUGUUGGUCAUUGUUCAGUUCAAAAACUGACAGCUUCUUGUUGGUCAUUGUUCAGUUCAAAAACUGACAGCUUCUUGUUGGUCAUUUAUUAGUUCAAACACUGACAGCUUCUUGUUGGUCAUUGUUCAGUUCAAAAACUGACAGCUUCUUGUUGGUCAUUGUUCAGUUCAAAAACUGACAGCUUCUUGUUGGUCAUUGUUCAGUUCAAAAACUGACAGCUUCUUGUUGGUCAUUGUUCAGUUCAAAAACUGACAGCUUCUUGUUGGUCAUUGUUCAGUUCAAAAACUGACAGCUUCUUGUUGGUCAUUUAUUAGUUCAAACACUGACAGCUUCUUGUUGGUCAUUGUUCAGUUCAAAAACUGACAGCUUCUUGUUGGUCAUUGUUCAGUUCAAAAACUGACAGCUUCUUGUUGGUCAUUGUUCAGUUCAAAAACUGACAGCUUCUUGUUGGUCAUUGUUCAGUUCAAAAACUGACAGCUUCUUGUUGGUCAUUGUUCAGUUCAAAAACUGACAGCUUCUUGUUGGUCAUUUAUUAGUUCAAACACUGACAGCUUCUUGUUGGUCAUUGUUCAGUUCAAAAACUGACAGCUUCUUGUUGGUCAUUGAUUAGUUAAAAAACUGAUAGCUUUUUGUUGGUCAUUGAUUUGUAUACGCAAAAAUCUGUAAUAUUCGUUGUUGAGCUCUUGGCUCUUGGUUUUGACUGACCUCCAAUGCACGAGGUCCUUGGUUCGUCUCGUUGAUGGUGUUGGUAUGGAUUGUAGCUUCAAGAUUGAGUGCAAGGUUUGAGGUUAGGAGAGAGUUUAAGGGCGCUCUGUUUACGCUGAGGUUCUUGACUAUUAAAAAUGACUACCUUCGGGGUCUCAUAGAAAAAUUUGAGCAAAAGGCUUAGUUUUUUAAAGCGCAAAAUUUUUUGUAGUUGUUCCCUUGCUUGCUUGAUUUUUUUUUCUGAAAUUAUACUGAAGAUAUUUCUGAAUAUAUUUCUGAAAUUAUAAAGUGUUCCAUUCUCAAAAAUUUAGCAAGAGAAUUGCCGAUGGCACAAUUUGUGGAUAGCAUUACCUAGGAAAUGACGACUUUAUUGAAUGUUGUCUUCUAUGAAAUAAGGCCUUUUCCAAAUGAAAUAAUGCUUUUUAAAUACAUGUGAUUACAUUCGAUUUUAUUAA
Molecule: messenger RNA, 3535 nt
Organism: Xenia sp. Carnegie-2017
Lineage: Eukaryota; Metazoa; Cnidaria; Anthozoa; Malacalcyonacea; Xeniidae
Product: nuclear valosin-containing protein-like
Biological process (GO): ribosome biogenesis
Cellular component (GO): nucleus
Molecular function (GO): RNA binding; preribosome binding; ATP binding
Source: RefSeq, a predicted model, not a curated record